CAAAUUUCUGGGGGAGAAAGAGAUAGACCAAGUACACAAGAAUGCUCCUCUCUCCAUCUUCGGUACCGGUGCAUAUUUUGGCCUCCGCUCUCCAUGUCGCCCCAGCGUCUGAUCCUCCAUAUAAACUCCUCGAAAGCCACCCAUCUGUUCUCCUCCUCUCCAAAUGCAAAAGCAUCCACGGCCUCAAACAAAUCCACUCUCACAUCGUAAAGACCGGCCUCCACAACACCCUCUUCGCACUAAGCAAGCUCAUCGAGUUUUGCGCCACAUCGCCCUUUGGCGAUCUCCCUUACGCGCUCUUACUCUUUGAAUCCAUCCCAGAGCCCAACGUGUUCAUUUGGAACACAAUCAUACGAGGGCACUCGUUGAGCUCCGACCCAAUACUGGCUGUGGAUUUCUAUGUCCGUAUGCUUCUGUGUGGGACACAGCCGAAUUCUUAUACUUUUCCUUUUGUUUUGAAGUCUUGUGCGAAAGCUGGGGCCACCCAUGAAGGGAAACAGAUCCAUGCACACGUUUUGAAGCUUGGGCUUGAGUGCGAUGCCUUUGUGCAUACCUCGCUUAUUAAUAUGUAUGCUCAAAAUGGUGAAUUGGACGAUGCGCGUUUGGUGUUUGAUAAAAGCGCUUUUCGAGAUGCGGUGUCGUUUACGGCCCUGAUUACUGGUUACGCUUCAAGGGGCUAUAUGGAUGCUGCUCGUCUGCUUUUUGACGAAAUUCCUGUGAGAGAUGUGGUAUCUUGGAAUGCUAUGAUUGCGGGCUAUGCUCAGUGUUUUCGGUUUAAAGAGGCAUUGGCUUUCUUUGAGGAGAUGAGGAAAAUGAAGGUCCCGCCCAAUGAGAGUACCAUGUUAACUGUACUCUCAGCUUGUGCUCAGUCGGGGUCUGUUGAACUGGGAAAUUGGGUGCAUUCUUGGAUUGAGGACCAUUAUGAGCUAGGUUCAAAUCUCCGGCUUGUUAAUGCACUUAUUGAUAUGUCCUCAAAGUGCGGUGAUUUGGAAACUGCUCGAAGGUUAUUUGAUGGAAUACAUCAAAGGGAUGUGAUUUCUUGGAAUGUCAUGAUUGGUGGUUAUACUCAUAUGAGCUUCUACAAAGAAGCAUUGGCGCUCUUUCAGUUAAUGCUAGGAUCAGAUACUGAGCCUAAUGAUGUGACUCUAUUAGGCGUUCUUCCAGCUUGUGCUCACUUGGGUGUUCUUGACCUUGGCAAAUGGAUUCAUGCAUAUAUAGAUAAGAACUUUGAAAAUAUGACCAAUAGCUCUCUUUCGACGAGUCUAAUUGACAUGUAUGCUAAAUGUGGAAACAUAGAGGCAGCAGAACAAGUCUUUGAUGGUUUGAAUCCUAAAAGCUUGGCUUCCUGGAAUGCGAUGAUAUCUGGGUUAGCAAUGCAUGGACAUGCAGAUAAGGCUAUUAGGCUUUUCACACAAAUGGUCGAUGCAGGACUCAAACCAGACGAUAUCACAUUUGUUGGUUUGUUAUCUGCUUGUACUCAUGCCGGUAGACUAGAACUUGGACGCCAAUAUUUUAGUUCAAUGAUCCAUGAUUUUAAUAUUUCACCAAAACUGGAACAUUAUGGAUGCAUGAUAGAUCUUCUAGGCCGAGCUGGGAUGUUUGAUGAAGCAGAAGCGUUGAUGAAGAAUAUGGAAAUGGAGCCAGAUGGGGCCAUUUGGGGUUCUCUUCUUGGAGCUUGUAGACUUCACGGACGUGUUGAACUGGGUGAAUACGUCGCAGAGCAUCUCUUUGAAUUGGAGCCCGAAAACCCUGGGGCUUAUGUGCUUUUAUCAAAUAUAUAUGCAGGAGCUGGUAGAUGGGAUGAUGUGGCAAGAAUAAGAACCAGGCUGAAAGAUAAGGGAAUGAAGAAAGUUCCUGGAUGUACCUCCAUUGAGGUGGAUAGUGUUGUUCAUGAGUUUCUUGUUGGUGGUAAAUUACAUCCCCUCAGCAAAGACAUCUAUAAAAUGUUGGACGAAAUAGAUAAACUUUUGGAGAUGGCUGGGUUCGUGCCGGAUACAUCCGAGGUGCUUUAUGACAUGGAUGAAGAGUGGAAGGAAGGGGCCUUGAGUCAUCAUAGUGAGAAGUUAGCCAUUGCUUUUGGUCUAAUCAGUACAAAGCCGGGGGCCACAAUUAGAAUUGUGAAAAAUCUUCGCGUGUGUGGAAAUUGUCAUUCAGCUACGAAGCUGAUAUCCAAGAUCUUCAAUAGGGAAAUUAUUGCAAGAGAUAGGAACCGUUUUCACCAUUUUAAAAAUGGUUCUUGCUCAUGUAAAGAUUAUUGGUGAAAUGUUGUAACUUGAAAGAGAUGGCAUAUGUAUAUGAAGAUGAUUUGCAUUAAUAAAGCUGAUGGCCGGAAGCCCAUCUUUAUUUA
This is a messenger RNA of Juglans microcarpa x Juglans regia, 2347 nucleotides long. Its product is annotated as pentatricopeptide repeat-containing protein At1g08070, chloroplastic. Gene Ontology annotation, molecular function: RNA binding; zinc ion binding; protein binding. The transcript has a single exon. The record is from RefSeq and is a predicted model, not a curated record. Gene Ontology annotation, biological process: RNA modification. NCBI's taxonomy places the organism in Eukaryota, Viridiplantae, Streptophyta, Magnoliopsida, Fagales, Juglandaceae. The coding region runs from base 42 to 2261 and encodes 739 amino acids.